AUGGUGCAUUCAUUGUGGACUAUACGUCCUUCGACGAUGGGGUUUGAUGCACUUGAUUUGUAUGGGAUAGUCGAUCAUCCCCAUUUGUUCACAGUUGAACUUCGUCAUGGUGGAAAGUUCACACCUUUUCCGAAUGUAAGAUACGUUGAAGGGAAACUUACGUAUAUUGAUUUAGUUGAUAUAGACGAGUUUUCAAUGCAUGAACUCGACGCUAUGAUGCUAGAACUAGGAUACGUGGUUCCCCCAGUAAUAUAUUAUCACUUCAAGAUUCCCAAUGAAGACUUGAUUUUUGGCCUUAGAGCUCUAGGUAAUGAUCAAGAUGUGUGUAACCUAGCUAAAUAUACUAGAGCUAACAAGGUGAUCUAG
Molecule: messenger RNA, 366 nt
Organism: Lactuca saligna
Lineage: Eukaryota; Viridiplantae; Streptophyta; Magnoliopsida; Asterales; Asteraceae
Source: the annotation of a GenBank genome assembly